Messenger RNA from Nothoprocta perdicaria, 1594 nucleotides. It is a transcript of the gene CD36, whose product is annotated as CD36 molecule. Gene Ontology annotation, molecular function: scavenger receptor activity; low-density lipoprotein particle receptor activity; low-density lipoprotein particle binding. The coding region runs from base 175 to 1590 and encodes 471 amino acids. The record is from RefSeq and is a predicted model, not a curated record. The transcript has 12 exons. Gene Ontology annotation, biological process: long-chain fatty acid import into cell; low-density lipoprotein particle clearance; receptor-mediated endocytosis. Lineage: Eukaryota; Metazoa; Chordata; Aves; Tinamiformes; Tinamidae. Gene Ontology annotation, cellular component: caveola; cytoplasm; cell surface.
ACUUUGAGCUUUGGAAUGGGAUUUUUGUUCACUCUCUCCUUAUAUUAGCAGCUUCAGCUUCUCUCAGGAACACUGGCCAGUGUACUGGAAUCCAGAAGCGAGGAAAAAAMCGUGAGACUUCUUAGAGCACGGAUAUUUUUACACUGUCUGUCUGCGUUCUGAUAAAGGAGAGGAAUGGUCUGUAACAGAAACUGCGGGCUCCUCACCGGGGCCAUCAUCGGAGCUGUGCUGGCUAUCUUUGGAGGAAUUCUGAUACCAGUCGGAGAUAACAUUAUAAGCAAGGCAAUAAAAAAGGAAACUGUCAUUGCAAAUGGUACCAUCGCUUUUGAAAAUUGGCUUGUGCCAGGAAGUACAGUUUACAGGCAAUUUUGGAUCUUUCAUGUUCAAAAUCCCUCAGAAGUAUUAGACAAUGGAACAGCUCCUAAACUAGAACAAAGAGGACCAUACACAUAUAGGGUGCGCUAUUUACCCAAAGAAAAUAUCACUGAAAAUCCUGAUGGCACAAUAUCCUACAUGUUGCCUAAUGUUGCUCGUUUUGAACCUGAUAUGUCUGUUGGGACAGAAAAUGAUACUGUUACGUGCCUCAACCUUGCUGUUGUUGCUGCACCAGCUCUGUACACAAACAAUUUCAUACAACUGCUAUUAAACACUUGGAUUAAAGCUUCUAAGUCAUCCAUGCUGCAGAAUAGAACAGUGAAAGAAAUAUUGUGGGGUUACAAAGACCCUUUCUUGAACAAAGUCCCCUUCCCCUUGGACCCAGUCCUGGGAGUUUUCUAUCCGUAUAAUGGCACAUCUGAUGGAAUUUAUAGAGUUUUUACUGGGAAAGAUGACAUAAGCAAAACAGCAAUCAUUGAAACUUAUAAGAACAAAAGGAAUCUUUCAUACUGGGAAGGUCACUGUGACUUGGUUAAUGGCACAGAUGGUGCAUCAUUCCCGCCGUUCGUUAAGAAGGAUCAGGUACUGCGCUUCUUCUCCUCUGAUAUUUGCAGAUCGAUCUACGGAGUUUUCCAUAGCAAGCAGAAUGUGAAGGGGAUCCCUCUCUACCGUUUCACAGUUCCCCGUGAAGCAUUUGCAUCACCUACUGAAGUUGCAGAUAAUUAUUGCUUCUGCACAGAACAGGUCAUUUCAAAGAACUGCACAUUAGCUGGAGUCCUAGACAUCAGCGCCUGCAAAGCAGGACGACCAGUGUAUAUUUCUCUUCCACAUUUUCUUCACGCAAGUGAUGAAAUAUUGCAUGCUGUUGAAGGCCUGAACCCAAAUGAAGAGGAGCAUGAUACAUUUUUAGACAUAGAUCCUAUCACUGGUUUUACAUUACGAUUUGCCAAAAGGCUGCAAGUAAACCUCCUGGUAAAGCCUGCACCAAAAAUAGAAGCUUUAUCAAAAGUUAAGCAACCUUAUAUUUUUCCUCUUCUUUGGCUAAAUGAGUCUGCUGUUAUUGGGGAUGAAAAAGCAGAAAUGUUCAGAGGGAGAGUCACCAAUCGGAUCCAGAUGCUGAGUAUACUGCAGAUAGCGUUAAUCAUCGCAGGUUCUGUGCUGUUCCUUUCUUUCAUGGUUUCCUAUUUCAUCUGCAGAUCAAAGAAAUUGAAAUAAGUAA